UGCUUUGCUGCUGUACCCAGGCUCCUGCCUGGAGCCUGCUUGAGGCAUUGGCCAUGCGGCUGCUAAGGCCAUAUGGCUAUGGAGAGAACAGACCGACAAGCCUCCAUGAUCCAGAACCUCCCCCUCGGCCAUUUGGACUUAUUGAGGCAAAUUUCCUUUGAUGAUUUUCAAGAAAGCCGUGUUACAAAGUGGCAAAAGGCUCUAGGAAGCAGGAUGCCGCAAGUGCCUCUGGGAAAAGUGAUCCUUUAUACCAGUGUGAUGACUAGUGGGGGCUGUGCCCUUGUGUAUUACCUUACACAAACUUUUUCCAGGGCUUCCUAUUACCAGUUGGCAUUGGAGCAGCUGCAUAGCCACCCUGAGGCCCUGGAAGCUCUGGGCACUCCUCUCAACACUCACUAUCUCCAGCUCAUGGACAAGUACAACUUUGUGGACAUUGCUGAUGCCAAGUUGAAGAUUCCUGUCUCUGGAUCCAAGUCAGCAGGCCAUCUCUAUGUCAUCUCCUCCAGGGAGGCCCCCUUUAAAAGGUGGCACCUUCAGGAGGUCUUCUUAGAGCUCAAGGAUGGUCAGCAGAUUCCCGUGUUCAAGCUCAGACAGGAGAAUGGUGAUGAAGUAAAAGUGGAGUAAAGGUGAUCAAAAAGACCCAGCUUUCUCCAAGCACGGCCUUCCCUCAUCAACAUGUCCCCUCUAUGCCCUCGAGCCAGUUUUCCAGCCACCAGAGCGAUGAUUAUAUGUGCUGGCAUAUGGUAAUUUUAAUUCUGAUUCGACCACAAUAAACACUAUUGAGAUUUUACUUAAUCAGACAGAAAUGUUUACUAUAAGUUUAUAAUUAUUUGAAAGUUCUCUACAAAGGCACAGACUAAAAGGCAUCAGUAUUAAUGAGAUGUUUGUUGAUUUGCUGGUUCUCAUCUCUUUUCUUUUCCUCUCCCCAAGCGCUCCUCCUACUUUUCAGCUGCGUCAGUGAGAAGAAGAUUUACUCAAGAGGUUUUUAAUUGUCCAUGUUGGAAUGCUCAGGAAGUACAGCCUUUUGUAUCAGUCACUCUACCCUGAAUUCAUAUUGUUCAGUAGCUUGUGGACAUUCUCAUUUUGUAACUUACUGCUUCAUUGUUGUUUUAUUUUCUAAUUUGUUUUUUAGUUUCAACUGUUUGCCCAAAUAAAGGUUUGAAAAAUAGCUGCUUUACUUAAAACAUUUGGAAAGCCUAAAAAAUUUGUAUCAGUACAUAAGCACAUGUAAAACAUAGGAAAGUUAGAACUAAUAGGUCCUUAUCCUCAGCUUUCCAAACAACUUAACCACAUAUUAGAGAACCAGACUUUUAGCUUUUUGGUAGUUUUAUAAAGGGACUGUUUUAUAAAGUCAAAGAUCUUCAUUCCCUCUGAGCACCAGAGCCUACAAAAACUAGAGGUCAGGUACCUUUGUUUUAAAGAACUUAACAUAAAUGUAUAUAUAACCCACGGACACAGACAAUAGUGCAGUGAAGGCCUGAGGAUGGAAUGGGAGCAGAGUAGAGGGAUUCAGUGGGGGGUGGAGGAUGGGGAGUGGGAUAUCUUUAAUACUUGUAACAAUAAAGAUAAAUAAAAAAAAAAACACAGGGCCAAUUUAACCCUCUUAGUAUUAUAGGCUUCAUGCAAUUAUAAUUGUCUACAA
Messenger RNA from Myotis brandtii (Brandt's bat), 1642 nucleotides. RefSeq names its product cytochrome c oxidase assembly factor 1 homolog. NCBI's taxonomy places the organism in Eukaryota, Metazoa, Chordata, Mammalia, Chiroptera, Vespertilionidae. Gene Ontology annotation, cellular component: mitochondrial inner membrane. Gene Ontology annotation, biological process: mitochondrial respiratory chain complex IV assembly; mitochondrial respiratory chain complex I assembly. The record is from RefSeq and is a predicted model, not a curated record. The transcript has 7 exons. Bases 73 to 624 code for a protein of 183 amino acids.